Humulus lupulus (European hop) is the source of this 2542-nucleotide messenger RNA. RefSeq lists its product as uncharacterized. Lineage: Eukaryota; Viridiplantae; Streptophyta; Magnoliopsida; Rosales; Cannabaceae. The transcript is spliced from 2 exons. Bases 517 to 2130 code for a protein of 537 amino acids. The record is from RefSeq and is a predicted model, not a curated record.
UUAUCCUUUCAUCCACCAAUUGCAGACCAACUUAUUGGAAAGAGAGAAUCAUCCAUAACUUUUCUCUGCCACUUCCCACCCAACUACUGAACCACCGAAUACAAGAACACAGAGAGUGUCCACAAAUGAAAUAUCAAUAACCAUACACAAAAUAAAUAAGCCAAUAUUGUUUUCCCUCAUGGGGAACCCAAAGUUUCAAACUUGGGAUAUAUAAAUAAACCAGAAAUUGCUCUUGAGAGCUCCAUGGAUGAUUAUUAACCGGAAGAAUUUCUUGGGCCCAAGUCCAAAUUUUUAAACCACUGAUAUAUGGUGGGAGAGAAAAAGAAAGAAAGCGCAGAUGAAGAUACCAGAUUGGCCAAGUUAGUGUCAUUGCAGAAGUUUAAAUUUUAGGAAUUGGACUUAACUUGGUCUUGAACUGAAUUCAUGCUUAGUUAAAGGGCUCCAAUAAUCUGUGUUUUGAUUCUCCAAGGGGCUGAAAUCCAGUUUCAUUUGUGGUCCUUACUCCCUAGUUUCAACAUGGGAAAUGGGAGGAAACUCAAGAAUCAGUGGGAGUUUAAGAAAAGAGAGAAUGAAUUUGACUCUCCUUGUAAUGAGUAUAAUUCAAGUCAAAGUCAAGAGCCAACACCAAAGAAGAUUAAACUGGUUUCGAGUUUGAUUUCGCAUAAAAAGGAUGAAUCAAUCAGAAAAGGUAGAGUCCAGCAGGAUGGUGGGAUUGGUCUUUGUAUUGGGAUUCAGCCAAAAUUGGAGGGGGAAAAGAAAGGACAUACUGAAAGGAGUAAAAAGGAUAGUUCUUUAACUAGUAAUGACAGUGGAGAAAAGAGUACUGAAACUACUGCUGAUGAGCUUUUUGCUUUAGAUGAUCUCAAGCUCUUAAUGGAGUCCUUAUUGGAGGAUCUUAAGGUGACAAGAGAAAAUUUGUUUACAUGGAUGAAAGAGGAAAUGCAAAAAUUGUUGGCACAUGAAGAAAUCUCUGAGGAGAAAAUUGGUUUACAUAAUGAAAACAGCUUUCAGGAGAACAUCCAGGUUUGUCCCAAAAAGAGUGUCAAAGAAACUAUCUUAGUUCAAGGUGAAAACAACUUAAAGGAGAAUUUUCACUUGAACCAUCAUAACAAGUUUCCAGGUACAAAAUUGCAGCAUCAGAGCAAUCUCAGAGAAAACAUACUGGCGAAGGAUAAAAGCUACUUCAAACCUCGCCUGAGAGAUGAAAACAGCAAUAACAGGUCUUCAGAGAGGUCCAUUGAAAGUGAGGGGGAAUCAAGUUUUGAUAAUUGUUAUGAAACACUUGAAGAUUUAGACGAUUAUGCUGAGUCCUCCAGACACAGAAUAUCAUCAACAGACAAGGGUAGAAAAGAAAGCUUGACCUUGCAUGUUAAGUCCGAUAUUCAAUCUUGUCAUGCCAACUAUAGUGACCAAAUUACAACAUAUGAAAAUUGCAAUGGGGGAGCUUUAGAGAGCUACGUGGAAGAAAAAAAGUUGCAUGAUCAGAAUUCCCACCAAGCACUGGAAUUUCAAGUUGAUUAUGAUUUUGAAAUGGAAUCCAUAACAGCACCUCCAAAGAAAAAAGGACAUUUUGGGUUAUUAUCUGUUGAGUCUAGUACCACAUCCCAUCUUUCCAAUCAAGCAGCUUGUUCAAUGUCUUCAAUGGUACCAUCUGUGCAGCCAUGUUUAAAUAGCCAUAGACUUGAAAUUUCUUCUUGCAGUUAUGUUCAGCCAAUAGAUACUGGCAACAGAAAUGGCCAGAGUUUGGAAGGAGCAAAUCAUGAAGGAAAGGCUUCAAGCCUGCUACAUGAAGAAAGAAACAGAAGUUUUACUAGACUAAAUACUGGGAAUGUGGGUUCAUUUAUUCAAGGAAGUGUAUCUAAUGCAAUCAUUGGAACUGGGUUGACUGAUUCCCAAUGUCCGGGUAUAGUUACUGGUUUAAGCCUGCCAAGAAACCGGUUCAGUUUUGAAAAUCAAAUCCGCGAAAAAACCAACAUAUCAGGUUUGAAGUUGGAUGGAGGAGCCUUGAGCUUUUCUGGUGGAAGAAGCUAUCCUGUAUCAGAACACUAUGCUGCCAACAAGUUUGGCAGCCAUUCAAAUAAUAAACCUGAGAGUAGGCUUCACUCAUUUUCAAAUCUCAGGUCUCAGUGACAUUGAACACAGAACAGCAACAACAACCCAUGACACUCUUGUCAAUUUUCUUUUACUGUUGUUCAACCUCACCAAACUAUGAAUUUGGGCUUCAUUUUCAGGAACAGUCACUAGUUAUGCUUUGGCAUACUCUCUCUCUCUCUCUCUCUUUCAUUCACACAUUUGAAAAAGAAGAACAAGUAAAGGAAUAUGCACCAAAUCUGAAUUGAGAGACUGUUGUUUGAUCACACUUUCUCCAAUAUUGGAAAAUUCUUUUGACCAAUGGGGAGGAGAUGCUUAAGCCUUGUUAGUUGUUAAUGCUAACACAAUAAAAUAAGCUUUACUUUUGGGAAUUUUAUUCCUACUUUUGGAUUUGCCUUUUCUCUUCAAAUUAGUAUAUGGGAAUUGAAUGGUAUCUGUUCUUUGAAACUUA